Molecule: messenger RNA, 265 nt
Organism: Sinocyclocheilus rhinocerous
Lineage: Eukaryota; Metazoa; Chordata; Actinopteri; Cypriniformes; Cyprinidae
Product: lysine-specific demethylase 5A-like
Exons: 2
Source: RefSeq, a predicted model, not a curated record
GGCCACAUCCAGACCUUUCAGCAGGCCGGUUUCAGCAGGGCCACGUCACCACGGCCCUCUGUGGACUAUGACGACGAAGAGACGGACUCCGACGAGGACAUCAGAGAGACUUAUGGAUAUGACGUAAAGGACUCGGGAGAGGUGAAGCCGUACUUGUUCUGUGACGAGGAGAUUCCUGUGAAGUCGGAGGAGGUGGUCAGUCACAUGUGGCCCACGACACCAUCUUUCUGCACGGAGCACGCGUACUCCUCUGCCUCGAAGUCCU